Messenger RNA from Scylla paramamosain (green mud crab), 1495 nucleotides. It is a transcript of the gene Gpa2, whose product is annotated as thyrostimulin alpha-2 subunit-like. The transcript has 4 exons. Gene Ontology annotation, molecular function: hormone receptor binding. The record is from RefSeq and is a predicted model, not a curated record. Lineage: Eukaryota; Metazoa; Arthropoda; Malacostraca; Decapoda; Portunidae. Bases 340 to 759 code for a protein of 139 amino acids. Gene Ontology annotation, biological process: cell surface receptor signaling pathway.
GCGGGAACUUCCUCCAUUAGGGCCACGAGCGGGGCACAGACGGGCCUGUAGAGGUACCGAGCCAAGGCUUCAUUCGUACUCUCACCGUCUUCGUCACCGCUCGGCUAAAAGUUCUCCGCGGAAUUGAGAAAAGUUUGAGAUCUCUGUGGUGUGUCUGGGAGUAACGGGAACGUCCUCAGCGACCAAGACAACCUUUAGCACUUAGACAGUCGCGCGUGGAGGGCUCUAGCCGGCCCCUUCAGCACUCAGCACCCCUGUCAGCACCUGCAACACCCUCAGCAGGCUCAUCACUCCUCGAUCGUUCUUCACUUCGCCCUCGAGCACAGCAGGAGCGGUGUGAUGGUGAGGGCGGUGGUACUGUUGGUGGCUUGUCUGCUCGCCUUCUCCUCAGGCUACAAGCAUACGUGGCAGACACCUGGCUGCCACAAAGUCGGUCACACGCGGCGCAUCAGCAUCCCAGAGUGCGUGGAGUUCGACAUCACGACCAACGCGUGCCGGGGCUACUGCGAGUCUUGGUCGGUGCCGUCAGCCUGGCAAACCCUAGUGUAUAACCCUCACCAAGUGGUCACCUCCAUCGGCCAGUGUUGCAACAUCAUGGAGACUGAGGACGUAAAAGUGAAGGUGAUGUGCGUGGAGGGACCAAGAGAGCUGAUCUUUAAGUCCGCCAGCACCUGUGACUGUUUCCACUGCAAGAAGUAUUACAGAGCAAAGGGAGACGAGGAAAAGAGGGAGAUGGAAGGAAUAAACAGCAACGAAUGACAAUAAGGCAAAGAAGAGGAGGUGAUAAAGGUGAAAAGAAAGGAAGAUGAAGAAAAAUAAAUCUAUAAUAAGGGUGAUAAUGAUAAUGGAAAAUAACGGAAAGGAGGAGGAAGAGGAAGAAGAUGAUGAUGAUGAUGAAGAAAAGGAUAAGGAGAAGAAGAAUGACAAAUUGCAGUGAGGAAGAAAAGCAUGAAAAUUCGUGAAGAAAUAUGUUUAAUGGAAAAUUAUUACAGAAAAAAAAAUGAUAUAGAAAAUAAUAGAAAAUUGAGAACGUUAAUAAAAAAUAAUGAAAAAUAAAUGAUCAGAAAAAAAAAAUAAAAGUUUAAAGAGCACAAAAGUCAACGAAAAUCACAAAAAGAAACAGAGAAGAAGGAAGAGAAUGAGGAGGAAAUAAAGAAAAAAAAUAUCAAGGAGGAGGAAGAGGAGUAAAAAAGAUGAUGGGAGGCUGGAAAAAAAAAUGUUACAUCAUCUUCGAGUUAGACAAAAAUAUUUAUGGUAACUUUUCCUUCCUUUCUCCUCCCCUUUUCCUCAUCAUCACUUGCUUUCUCCUCAUUCAUCCACAGUGGCUGGAUCCUCCCAUUCUCUCUCUCACUCUGUCUUUCUCUCUCUUUAUCUGUAUAUCUAUCUAUAUAUCUAUAUAUCUAUCCAUCAAUAUGGAGUCUGUGCUCAUUACGAUAUAAUCAAGAAAACUGCAAAUAACAUGAAUAAUUUACUGGAAAAUAAAUAAGGAAUCCUA